Coffea eugenioides is the source of this 1237-nucleotide messenger RNA. Its product is annotated as F-box protein PP2-B10-like. The transcript is spliced from 3 exons. Gene Ontology annotation, molecular function: protein binding. The coding region runs from base 100 to 1026 and encodes 308 amino acids. Lineage: Eukaryota; Viridiplantae; Streptophyta; Magnoliopsida; Gentianales; Rubiaceae. The record is from RefSeq and is a predicted model, not a curated record.
CUCCUCAUAUCCAGCAAUUUUGCAGAUAAGAAAAUACUUCCUCGCUAAGCAAAAAAUACCAGAGAAAGAAGGCAAAAUACAAGCAGCAGACCCCUCCCUAUGGCGGUGGAGAUGAAGAACGAAUCAAACGGCGGCAUUGAUCUCUAUGCAUUGCCCGAAGGCUGCAUAGCCAACGCCUUGUCUCUCACGAGUCCACGUGACGCAUGCAGGCUAUCGUUGGUGGCCUCCACCUUUCGCUCCGCAGCUCUAUGCGACGAAGUCUGGGAGCGGUUCUUUCCGGCUGAUUACCGUGAUGUCCUCUGCCGAUCAGCCGAGGGGAUUGAACUAUUGCGGUCGGCUAUUUCCAUGAAACAAUUGUAUCUCCAUCUUUGUGAUAAACCCGUCUUGAUUGACGGUGGAUCCAAGAGCUUCUCAUUGGAGAAAUCUAGCGGAAAGAAAUGCUACAUGUUGGCUGCAAGGGACCUCACAAUUGUGUGGAGUGAUACCCCGAGGUAUUGGAAAUGGAUCCCCUUACCUGAGUCCAGGUUCAGUGUGGUGGCUGAGCUUCUUGAUGUCUGUUGGCUUGAAAUUCGGGGCAAGAUAAGAACUAGCAUGCUGUCACCGGAGACAAACUAUGCAGCUUAUCUUGUUUUCACAUCGAAAUCUAGAAUAUAUGGCUUUGAGUAUCAACCUGCAGAAGCUGAAGUAGGAAUUAGUGGUCAAGAAGGGAAAAAACAGGCAGUUCAUUUGGAUCCUGACGGAGCACAAAGACCACGGCACCAGAUCAUGCCAAGGUGGCGAAGAGGGCUGUUUGGCCACCACCUGGCUGGAAGGAUGAUAUACCAAGAGACUUUGCAUGCAGAUCAGGAUGUGCAGAAUCCCAGGCAGCGAGGGGAUGGAUGGAUGGAAGUCGAAUUGGGGGAGAUUUUCAUAAAGGAAGGGCAAGAUGUGGAUCUGGAGAUGAGCUUGAUGGAAGUCAAGGGGGGCAACUGGAAGAGUGGUUUGAUUGUUGAAGGGAUUGAGAUUAGGCCCAAGGAGGGAAAAUGAUCAAACGAUGUUAUUAUAGAACCUUUACUACCCAAUUUUCAUUUCAGUUCUCGUAUGUUUUCACCUUCCAUCACCCUUCUGGGCUGCGCCUCUGCAACCCCAGGUUGUGCAUGUGUUGUAUUAGCUAUUAGAAUACGCGGCUUUCAGCCUGUUAGGCUGCAAGCAUUGUUGUUCUUCUAUGAAAUUGAAUUGGUCAAGCUGCUCUUCAGAA